Molecule: messenger RNA, 3245 nt
Organism: Glossina fuscipes
Lineage: Eukaryota; Metazoa; Arthropoda; Insecta; Diptera; Glossinidae
Gene: Patr-1
Product: protein PAT1 homolog 1
Exons: 5
Coding region: 91-3189 (1032 amino acids)
Biological process (GO): deadenylation-dependent decapping of nuclear-transcribed mRNA; P-body assembly
Cellular component (GO): P-body
Molecular function (GO): RNA binding
Source: RefSeq, a predicted model, not a curated record
CGUUUUUAGCGAAUGCAUACAAAGGCGGCCAUAUGUGAUGUAUGUGUGACAAGUCAUGACAAUUUCGCAUGAAAUAAACAAUUUUUAUCGAUGGAAGACUCAUUUUUUGGAUUUGAUACAUCUUUACCGCUUGACGACGAUGGAGGAGGAGGGCAGAUCGCAGAACCAUCGGAGGAGGAAUACGAUGCUCUAAAUGAUGAAACUUUCGGUUGCGCUACCAAUGGGGACUGGGAAGAGGCGCAUGAAAAUCUAGUUCGAUUGGACGAGUGUAUUGAUGUUGGAAAAGAUCAAGAUACUUUCAGCUCCAAAAAUAAUCAAUCGAUCGAUCAUGUUUCAACAGAACAAACAAUAAAGUCCUACAAAAAACCUCGUCAACAGCCUGCAAAUUUUAUGACUGAUUCCGACUUGGAAUUAAACUUGGCUAGCAUGAAAUUAGACGACGUCGAUAUUAGUUAUGAAAAUGAUGAAAUUGUUGGUGGUUGUGUCGUGGAAACAGUCAAAAUGGAUCCAAGUGUAUGGUCGGCGCAGCCAGUGCCAAAAAAUGAGCGAAUAGUUUGUUCAUCGCUGGACCAAAUAAACAGUAAUGAUUCGCGAAAUGGUAUGCCUGUUAAUCCGACGGAUUUUCUGCGUCAGCAUUUUCCCAGUCCAUUUCAACAACAAUUUUUACAAUUUCCGUUGCAAGGGCAACAACCUCAAAAUGACAGCGUGGUUCAGGUUGAUGAAAUCCACAACUCGACAAAACCUCCCAAAAUCUGCACAUUGGAAGACAUAGAACGAAAUUUAAUCAUGCAACAAGCCGUUCUAAAACGUCAGCAUCAAUCCUACAACUCCCAUGACAUUGUUGUUAAACAAAAAAAUUCCGUGGACGAUACAGUAAGCAAUACUUUAAAAGCUCAUCAUCAACAUCUUCAUCAACAUCAUCAACAAACACCUCCGCAAGCACAAUACACAUCGAAAGUGCCACCGAUGCUUCCCCCCCAGCAGCAGCUAAAAGGCCCACCAGGUUUAGGCCAACCUGUUCAACAGCCGCCCCCAAGGCCUUCUAGUAAUUUUAAUAAUUUGGGACAACAUCCCAUAAACAACCUACUGCAGCAACAACAGCCACCACAUCAUCAUCAGCAAGCAGUAGCACAUUUGAACGCAUCUGGAAAUCGCUUGCCGCCGGGAUUGCCCAUAUAUCCACCCGGAGUAGGGCCGCAUCUAUCCCAACCAGGGCAUACACAGUUGCCGCCACAUCCAUUACUCAAUCAGCAUGGACUACCCAAUGCUUUCCCGCAUCCCCAACAACGUUCAUUACCAAACCCCCAUUUACCAAUAGCCCUUAAUAAUUUCGCAAUGCAUCCGAAUUUUAAUGCAAUUCGCGCCGCUGGCAUUCAUCCUGCUUCCCUUUUGACAUCACAACAACAAACCGGGCGUAUAAUGGGUCAUCCACCACCGAAUCCCAUACCGAUGUUAAAUAACCAAGCCGGACAAACAAAUUCAAAUUAUAAUAUGUUUAAUAUGCGUCUUGUGCAAGAGAUUCAACAAAAUCAUCCUUUACUGCAGAAUGCGGCACGUCAGGUUCAGCAACAUCAAUUUCAACAACAAAACCACCUAGUUGGGAACAACAGUGGGAGCCAUCAGCAUGCACUGGCACGCGGUAAUGUCGGUGGCAAUCAGAAAUUAAAUCAUAAUACACGGCGUGAGGGUAUGACUGCUGGUGCUAAUGGCAACUUGCCACCGGAGGAAUUUGACGAAUACGCCAAUCUUAUGAGUACUCGCGAUAAACAUUGGCUUAUAGGUAUACAGUUAUCUCAACUCAACCCAGAUACCCCUUACAUUGAUGAUUAUUAUUAUACGGUGUAUAAGGAACGAAAAACGGCUCAGAAUGGCAACGUCAGACUUAGUCAGGCACAUAAGGACAAUCAAUUAAAUCAUCCGUUAACGCAACCUAAAGGCCAUGCUCAGCUCAUAUUAGUUCAGUUGGGUAACAAAAAUGGUACACGUAAUGGUCAACAUCAGGAACGUCGCAACUCGGACAAUCAUCAUGGCAUUAAUUCUAACAAUGUUCAGGAGUUAAAAUUGCCAACGUAUCUCUUUACUCCGCUUAAGUUUGAGAAUUCAUUGGGCAAAUUGCAAUAUGGUAGUGUUACAGCUCCUCGAAAAAUAAUCGAUGCAGAAGUUAUGAGUAGCGAAACAUCCGCCGCUGCGACCGUAACCACCUUAACAACAACGGGUAAUGAACAAAAUUCGUCGUAUGCUCAAACUCAACUUAAGGCAAUUAUUGGUGGGCAAACUAAAGUCGACUCCCCUGGCUUGAUACAAACGUCUUUAUCCGGUGGUGAUCUAACAACGGUAAAUUCUCAAUGCAAAUCUCGGUAUAUUUUGCUCCACAUUGAGAGUUUAUAUCGCGUUCUACUAAAAUUGGAUGAUCUUAAUAAUCCCAACGCAAUUGCAACCAUACUGACGAAGAAAAAGAAAGAAAGUGAACGAAUUGCAGCUCUGGAGCAAUUAGAAGCAGCUAAUAAAACCGAAGAAGAACGAAGUGCUGAUGCUUCUAGUAAUCCAUCACUAAAAUGUAAAUUUAACUACGAAAUCGAAACGAAAGAAGCUUUAGUAGAGAAAUUACUCAGUGGUCUGCAGCAUGAUAAAAUAGUUGCCAUAAUGAAUAUACGCAAAGGAAAGGUCCUGAUAAGACGCAUAAUGCCGUACAUUGAAAACGACGACCAGCGUUGGAAUGUAUGGAUUGGUGUCUUCAACUCUCUUCAAAACGUUUUCAAAAAAGAUCGUGACGAUACAGAUGGCAUUUUGUAUUCAUUGUAUCCUGAAUUCAAAAAGCAAAUUAAAUUAGCAAACUUUGAGAUUAUCGUUCGAGUCUCAUCAGCUAUCACGCUAAACGAUAAAAAAUCAAAUGGUAUCUUCUGUAGCAAGUUUGGUAUAUCAUCGCUCGUUUGCCUGAUACUGCAAGCCGAGAAUAUUUACGUGCAAAAUGACGAUGUUAGUCUUACUAAUGAACAUAAAGAGAGCUGGCGUCAUUUUCUGGACCAAGUAGCUUCUUCGCUAAAUCGCACAAUACAAAGUCAAACGAUUUGUGCUGCAAUUGAAUCCGAUUCUAUACAACCCGUAAUGGAUCACUUUGCACGUUUCAAAGAUCUGAAGUUAGAUUCAUUAUUGGCUCUUAUCACCGAAGCUAAACAACAAAUUAACUAAACCAAAAAAACAAAAAGAGAAGGAAACAAAAAAACGACAUAUUUUGCGGUAAUAAA